This is a messenger RNA of Fusarium keratoplasticum, 462 nucleotides long. RefSeq lists its product as uncharacterized. The transcript has 3 exons. NCBI's taxonomy places the organism in Eukaryota, Fungi, Ascomycota, Sordariomycetes, Hypocreales, Nectriaceae. The record is from RefSeq and is a predicted model, not a curated record. Bases 1 to 462 code for a protein of 153 amino acids.
AUGGCUGAACAGAAACCCCCGCUGCCCCCGUUCACCAGGGAGACGGCCCAGAUCAAGGUCAAGGCUGCUCAAGAUGCUUGGAACACCAUGACCCCCUCAAAGGUCAAGAUGGCCUACACUCCCGACUCCAUCUGGCGUAACCGCGACCACUUUAUCAAGGGUCGUCACGAGAUUGAGAAGUUCUUGACCAACAAGUGGAACAAGGAGCAUGGAUACAGGCUGCGCAAGGAGCUCUUUGCGUUUACCGAUAACAAAAUUGCCGUCCAGUUCUGGUACGAGUUCCACGAUGACGAUAACCAGUGGUGGCGCUGCUACGGCCUCGAGGACUGGACGUUUGAUGAGAACGGUCUAAUGAAGAAGAGGCAGAUGAGCGGCAACAACGUCAAGAUUGCGGAUGAGGAGCGAUGGUUCAAGGGUGACGUUGACGUCAACACAGUGGAGAUUGGACCUGAGCACUGGUGA